Molecule: messenger RNA, 243 nt
Organism: Morus notabilis
Lineage: Eukaryota; Viridiplantae; Streptophyta; Magnoliopsida; Rosales; Moraceae
Product: defensin-like protein 1
Biological process (GO): defense response
Source: RefSeq, a predicted model, not a curated record
AUGGCUAAGCUACGAAGCCUUCCACUGUUCAAUGGCCUUCUCCUUCUCUUUCUCUUUUCCCUUCUUAUUUCCCCUGAAAUGACAAUGGUGGAAGGAAAACUAUGUCAGAGGCAGAGUAAAACAUGGUCGGGACUCUGUACGAAUUCUGGCCAUUGCAAUCGCCAAUGCAGGAACUGGGAGAAGGCUUCACAUGGAGCUUGUCAAUUUCCAGGGUUUGCGUGCUUCUGCUACUUCAAAUGUUAA